Doryrhamphus excisus (bluestripe pipefish) is the source of this 1369-nucleotide messenger RNA. It is a transcript of the gene rbp4, whose product is annotated as retinol binding protein 4, plasma. Gene Ontology annotation, molecular function: retinol transmembrane transporter activity; retinol binding. The record is from RefSeq and is a predicted model, not a curated record. Gene Ontology annotation, biological process: retinol transport. NCBI's taxonomy places the organism in Eukaryota, Metazoa, Chordata, Actinopteri, Syngnathiformes, Syngnathidae.
GAGUAUAAAAGCCCCUGAGCGGACGAGGGGGGAGCACAUCUGCGGGAAGCGGUUAACAAGCGAAAUGCUGCGUUGCGCGGUGGCUCUGUGUCUUCUGGCCCUGUCCUGGGCUCAGGACUGCCAAGUGUCAAACUUCCAGGUCAUGCAGAACUUUGACAAAACCAGGUACACAGGGAAAUGGUACGCUGUCGGAAAGAAGGACCCGGAAGGUUUGUUCCUCAUCGAUAACAUCGAAGCGCAGUUCAACGUGGACAGCGAUGGCGCCAUGAGCGCCACAGCGUCGGGGAGAGUUGUCAUUCUCAACAACUGGGAAUUGUGUGCCGACAUGAUGGCCACGUUUGAGCCGACUCCCGAUCCAGCCAAGUUCAAGAUGAGGUACUGGGGAGCGGCGUCCUACCUGCAAAGUGGAAAUGAUGACCACUGGGUCAUCGACACCGACUAUGACAACUACGCCGUCCACUACUCCUGCCGCCAGAUAGACACCGACGGCACCUGCCUCGACAGCUACUCCUUCAUCUUCUCCCGACAUCCGACGGGCUUGAGGCCGGAGGAUCAGCCCAUUGUCAUCCAGAAGAAGGCUGCUGUGUGCCUGCUGGGCAAAUAUCGGCGCGUGUCGCAUAAUGGCUUCUGUGAUAAUAUUAAUAACCACUAAGGGACGACUUCUUGAAGAACCCACCAGCAGGAUUGUGCGCCUAAGCUUCCUUUGUCAUCUCAGAAAAAAAAAAUAUAUAUAUAUAAGUUAUCACAUGAAAACAUUUAUUCUAUACCUGUGGUCUGAUCUAUUGAGCAAACACUUGUGUAUACAAAAGCAAGUGGAAAAAUAAUAACUGUAAUAACUCACUGUUGAGAAACAUUUCCUGAUAUGUUUUUUUUUGGAACGUAAAAGUGAAAUUUAUGAAGUGCUGAGUUCAUAAAAAGCCGCUGGGGUGGGGGGGUGAGAGGGGGUCUUCAAAAAUGGUUUUUCCUCUUUUACGGCAAAAGACCAAAGUUUUGCCUCUCUAGCUUGUUAUUGAGUCAGUCAUGUCCCGAAUGUCUUGAAACGUAUUACUAUGUAGCGUUGCAUCACCCCGUCACUUAUAGAUGCUACACUGUAGCAGGAUCAGCAUCUAUUUAUGAGAAUGUGACAAAAAUAACGUCUUUCAGAAAAUCAUUUUUCUUAGCACGGUUUGUUUGUUUGAAAUAAUCAUACAUAUUAAUUCAAGGGUUUUGUUGCAGGUAGCGUUUUAUUUCUCUUUUUGUCAAAUAAAACAUUCAUAAUGUGUUGGCUCAUUCACUUUUUAGUGUGAUGAAAUAUUGACUUGCAAAAGAUGCAGAAAAAGAAAUUCAUGGACCCAACUGAAAUAAAGGCAAAGCUUUCUUUGUAUUAUUA